This is a messenger RNA of Cornus florida, 1376 nucleotides long. Its product is annotated as transcription factor MYB82-like. Bases 122 to 772 code for a protein of 216 amino acids. The transcript is spliced from 3 exons. Lineage: Eukaryota; Viridiplantae; Streptophyta; Magnoliopsida; Cornales; Cornaceae. The record is from RefSeq and is a predicted model, not a curated record.
UAGUAAUAUAAUACUAUUUUAAAGAUCACAUCCUCACAGCUUCUAUCCCUCUAUAUAUAAGUCAUCUGCAUCGUGCCACAUAACCUGUGACCCAUAGAGAGAGAGAGAGAGAAAGUAGCUAAUGGAUACCAAAGAAGGGAAGGUCCGGCUUAAGAAAGGUUUGUGGAAACCAGAAGAAGACUUGCUUCUGAAAAAAUAUGUAGAGACUCAUGGGGAAGGAAACUGGGCAACUGUUUCUGAAAAAUCAGGUUUGAAGAGGAGUGGUAAGAGUUGCAGGCUGAGAUGGAAGAACUACCUAAGACCAAAUAUUAAACGCGGUAGAAUGUCAGAUGAAGAAAGGGACCUUAUCAUCAGAUUGCAUAAGCUUCUGGGCAAUCGGUGGUCACUGAUUGCUGGUCGGCUCCCUGGCCGAACCGACAAUGAAGUGAAGAACUACUGGAAUACCCAUUUGAACAAGAGAAGCUCUCCACCCAAAACAACAAAUCACGGUCACGGUGGGAGUAGUGAUCCCAAUACCAAUAACAACAACAAACUCUGCCCCUUGCCUAAUUCUCAACUCCCUGCCAAUGAAAAUCAUCAACACAACACCACCACCGAAAUAUUCCACGCAACAAAACAAGAUGUCAACAACGUGACCAGUCCUAGUUUUGAAGACACCCGCAUCUUCAAUUAUGAUGAGAUACAACCUCUACUGUUUCCUGCCAAUAAUGCACCAUUGUUUUAUGAUGAUGAGCCUAUCAUUCCCAUCUUAGAUUCAUUUGUUUUGUUUUAAUCAUUUAGAAGCUGUGGAUGGAUUAAAAAAGGACGUUCAAUUCAACCAGUCGUCUUCUUGUAAUGUGAAAUUUAAAUGUUGCACUGUUCAGGACCACACGCACUCAUACAUGUGUGUGUGUGUAUAUAUUAAUGAUUGGCCAGCUGUUGGAAUUCUGUGCAUUUUGGUACUCCAGGAAAGGUCCCCCAGUCGGUAAGUCUGCAUCAAAAAUAACUUUGGCAGAAAAAUCUAUGCCCUUCCAGUCAGAAAGGCCCUUAAAUCUUUAUGAACAGGAAAAUAUAGAAUGAAUUAAAGUUCGGGACCAUAAUCGAUCCAAGUAUGUAAUGCAUUGUAGAACACGGUCUGAAAUUUGAAGGAAAAACAUUUCGUCCUUCUUGUUUCCUUGGGUACAAAUCCAUUCACUCAAGUGGAGGUCAUAAACAUCUACCACAAAAAUUAAGAAUAAUUUGAUAUUUCAUUUGAAAUAUGUACAACCCAUCUGAUUAAAAACUUUAAAGAUCAUCAACUGCAUAAAAAAUAUUAUCCUCUUUUAAUAUAGAACUAACAAAUCCAAAAUACGGGCCAUGUUUACAAUACAUCAUCGUCUUGUUGAGGAUAGACUGAA